CUGAUUUAUAUAGCACGUGGAUACACGCAAAAUAGUUAUUAAUUGCAAACCCACUGUUUGUUAAUGCAGUGCCGCAAUGAUGAUUAAUUUCUGAUACGAUUUGGAAUUUCGAUUUCGAUUUUUUCAAAUCGAUCAACGAUGAACAUAGAACGUCUCGAACAGUGAAAAAACACGUCCUGAAAUUUUUCAAAUAGAAUUGCUAUAACAACAAAUUCAAGACUUAUAAAGCUACCGAUUGAUAAAUCAAAUGUUAUGUGUUAAGAUUAAAGCGCUUUUCGCAUAUGGACUAGUGAUUUUACCGUAUAAUAUUAAUGCUAUGGUGAAAAAUGUGAGGAUUUACCUUGGUGAGUUUUGGCAGCCAUUUUGUUUCCCUCACUUCGGCUGUUUCCGUAACUUUUCAAUUUAUAUAUUUUAUGAGUAUUUAGACGAUUCCUGUCAACAACGACAAUAAAUUGAUAUCGAUAAAGGAUUAUGCUACAUCUUAUGUUGGAUGAUAAAUCAUUCAUUUCCAAAUGAAGAUCCGAUUUUACUUCGGAUUUUGUCGUUGCACAAUGAAUGACCUCAAUUCUCAGGUCAAGGCUAGAUAUAAUUUGGAAUGGCACAUAUACGAAAUUUAAGAGAUUUUCGACGUAUAUUUCUACCUCAGAUGAAACUGGAAGGGGAAACAUUUCAGAGGAUCAGGUGUAUAUGCAACUGUCCAGUCACAAUCACAAGCAAUAGACAAUUCAAGAAUGCUAUAUUGACAAGAUAUCAUAAUCACUGUCAUAUACAACAUAGGGCAUUCUUUCACCCUCCAAAGCUGCCAAAUAUUAACCCUUUCACUGCAAGUAAAAAGAAGGAAUAUUCAGAGCGGAGAAUCGUAGGUUUUUCCAUGAAAGAAAUGUUUGAUGUAGUGAGCAGUGUAGAUAAAUACAAAGACUUCUUACCAUACUGCGUAGAAUCCACCAUGUUUGCUAAGAGGAAGAAUACAGCUAAGUGUUCUAUGAAGAUUGGCUUCCCUCCAUUGGUAGAGAAAUAUACCUCUGUUGUCACCCUUGUGGAACCACACUUAGUUAAGUCUGAGUGCACUGAUGGUAUGCUAUUUAACCACCUGAUCACAUACUGGAGGUUCAGUCCAGGUUUGCCUGGCAGAGAGGACACAUGUACAAUAGAUUUUUCUGUGUCAUUUGAGUUUCGAUCAGCGCUGCACUCACAAUUUUCGCAUUUCUUUUUUGAUGAGGUGGUGAAAGUGAUGGUGAAAGCUUUCCUUAAGCGAGCAAGACAUUUAUAUGGACAGGAAUCAAUGAAGAGUCAGAAGCGUGCCAUAGUUGACUCUUGACAAGACUGCAAUUAGGAGAAUUAUAUAAUAUGCUUUUCAACACUGUAUACUUUCUACAUGCAUAUAAUAGUGAUUAUUAACAAAUUGCUGUUGAGCUGUCUAGUUAUGAAUAGGUUAACUCCUAUAAUUCCAAUAGUAGCAAAUAGAUUAUACUAUGAAAAAAUAUUGUUUUGAUUUGGACUCACUGUCUAAUAUAUUUCAAUCACACACUGUGUUAUUGUUUUGAUCAUAAGAUCCCAUGAAUGUAUAUUUUAGUCUUUUGAAACUGGUAAAAUGAAUACACAGUGUACAAUGUAUAGAUGAAUAAGAAAUUUUAUUAAAAGUCUGGGUAACCAGGAAGCUAUCAUAUCCUCUGUUUUAAGGAUAUGCCUUAUAUCAAAAAAAAAACUCAGAUGAUUUGUAGAAAUGGAUAACAAAUAUAUGCAAACCCUCUGGAAGGGUAAGAUCAAUUAAUCAAUUGUGUCCUAUGAUUUUCCUCACUGAAUUAGAGAGGAUUUUCAAGAGGAUGUGUAACUGGAUUUUAAUUUGCGUUGGCGAUUUAAUUUUGUUCUGUGAAUUUGCAACAGCAUUAACAGCAUUGAAAAUAUAGCUUUCUUGGGUCAAGUUUGAAACAUAAUGUGGACUAAAUAGUGUUUAAAUAAAAUUGAUUCUGUAUCAUUUAAAUUGUUGUGGAGAAAUGUAAUACUUGUUCAAGUUGAU
Molecule: messenger RNA, 2017 nt
Organism: Owenia fusiformis
Lineage: Eukaryota; Metazoa; Annelida; Polychaeta; Sabellida; Oweniidae
Source: the annotation of a GenBank genome assembly